AUGUUCAUGAGGCGGCUCCUGUAUCAAGUUGUAACCGGCGUAGAUGACCCCAAGGAUAAGAAAUAUUCUUCUUUGCAUUUCUUUCUUCAUUCCGCAGUUCCAAUAUAUGACAUUUCAUAUCAUAAAAGUGAUGAGUGUUUGUCCCAUUCGCAUAACAAGUAUUUGAAGUCUCUGAUCUCUAUACGCCUGAAGGUGGCUUCUUGCGCACCCGGUCUCAUGGGAACUGAACAAGUGACAGGAAAUUCGCAUUUUGGAGUAUACUGCCACCCUUUCAUGCAUGGUUCGUUUUCAUUUAUGCCGUGUGGCGCGAUAUUUUACAAGGGUCUAAUUUUUGUCGUUUUUCCAGCGAUCCGGAAAAAUAGGUUCCGGCAAAUAAAAAUUACCACAAACAUUUUUUCCGCAAAAAUUUACUCCAACGUAGAUAUUCUCUAACUUAAACUCGCUACACAAUAAUACAGCACUGAGAAAUCGUUUCUGCUUAAUCACAGCUUGUCUCUUUCAUUCAGAAACAACGAAAUACUGGUUUAUUGCUUGAAAAUAUCUAUCUCAAUAAAAACGAAAAUAUUUAUAUCAAUGCUGGGUACUGGGUACUUUCUGAAAAUCGAAAAAAUUAAUUCCCGGCAAGAAAAACAAAUCUGCCCUUAUCGCAAAAAUUUGUUCCCGCAAAAAUUUCGUGUUGAAGAGCAGUAUGUUUGACUAAUAAAGGCACUCAUGCAAUAGGGUGCUGAUCGGGGGCUGAAGAUGAAUGUUGAGGUAAGGCUCUAUUUUCGUUUCUCUUGGUGAAUGUAUUUCCGGGAGUAAGGCUAAAAUCGUCGACACGUACCUAAGAGGGAAUGUGCUAAAAUUUAGCCUCAACACAUAGUUAAUAUGCCCUGACAAAAUCCCGUUUAGACGCAUUAAUUAAGGCUAUUUUGGACGGAAACGGAAGCGGAAGCUUGAAGUUGGACGUAGCGAUGGGCAAAUUUGGGCAAGUUCCCUCACAAACGAUGUGUCAAAAUUUCACUCUCAAACAUCACAUAACUCUCAAACUUGGGCUUCUUGGGAAUUAGUUGCGAAUGGUCUUUUUCACAUUCCUUUUCACAGGAGUCUCUUACAAGUUUAUGAAAAGUGAUGGUAUUAAGACUUACGUAACGCUUUCUUUGGCAGGACGCCAAGAUACAGCUGCGAGUAAACUGGUGCGAGUAGAACAAAGUAAAUUGUUGUCUUGAGAAAUGCGAGGGUACUUGCCUUAGAAGCCGCCGGAUAACUUGGAAUUAACAUCUAGAUGAAGAAAAACAAGGUAAAAAACACUGUCAUCUUUCGCUAUGAGUUUAUAUCACAAGAUUUACAUGUGAUGAUUGGCGGGUUUCGAACGAAAUAGCGCGUGAACGGUCCCGUGAAUAGCUAUAUUUCAUCCUGUCAAAUGCUUAUUGAGCCCGCCAUUUUUGGGUUAGAUUGGUCUAGCCUUGUUAAUUAUGUUAUCUGUGAGCAGUCCGUAGAAUUUCAAGCAUAAAUAGCUUGCACAGGUCCAAAAACAAGCCCUUCAGGUUGGCUUCUUAUACUUGUUGUGAAAUUUCUUAAGGACAAUUCCUCUAGCUGUCGACGCUUAUUUGUUUUCGAGUUAAGCUCACGUUUUCCUCGUGAAUGUUUACUGAACGAACGAUGCCAAUAUUGAAAAUCCCUUUCAAAGAUAUGAUGGCAAUAUAAAUUAUGGCUUAUACCUCCCCUGAUCAACUUAUAUGUUCAUAUCCUUUCAUUCUUUUACAGGAUCGGGCAAAAUAAAGUGUGCGCCUUCGGUCUGUUUCUGCUCCUUCUCGCGUGGGCUUCGAUUGCGUAUGGCGGAACUUUAGCUUUCUGUCUUUGUUUAUAUCGGCCAGAAGAAGUGGACUCAAGAAUCUUUCAAAAGUAAGCUUUUAUUUUAAGUAAUCUCGAAUGUGUUUAACUCGUGAGACAUUAAUUACUGCAAAAAAUAGGAACAACGGUACUUGUUUACUUAAUGUGACUCAAAUAACAUUAGUUUUAAAAAAUACCCGGAAUAUUUAAGUUACAGAAAUGUUAAUUAUUCUGAAGACGAUUUUCUAAAGUUUUGAGCUCCUUUUUGAUAGAGGGUUUAAUUUUUAACUCAUCAAACAUUUGUGAUCAUAUUGGUUUUGUUCGUUUUUAUUUGUAAGGGUUGUUUGUAACUGUCAGUUUAAUAGGGGGAAAACCCCAUUUUUUUGAUCUUAUAAGUUAUGCAUUGAAAAGUAAAAAUAUAUUCGAAUCAGCUUUGAUGGAGAUUGUUUCAGUUCUAGAAAGAAGUAAUAUAAUAACAUGUAACUCUAAACCAAACUUUUUGCAUGACUGGAACUUGGGAAACUAAUUUUUAACUUGCCUUUUCUUGCUUAACAUUUUAAGUUUCAAUUUCUUGGGGGAAAAAAAAUGCUGUCUUUCAAUUUUCAGUUUCACCUUGGGCCCUACUACCGAUAAGUAAGGCCCUGUUAGGGGAAAAUCGCAAAAAGUGACAGGGCCUUAAAACAUAAGACAGCUGAAAUGGCUACAAUUAAUGACACAAAAAAGGUUUGAGACAGUGACAGUGAAAGUGAAGAGUGCAAAUACAUGUACAAAAUUAAUACACCAAAAGGGAAUAGCUUCUGUCUCAAUAUGCAAAACAAUGGGUUUUGAAAUUCAGACAAUAUACUCCCCCCCCCCCAAAAAAAAAAAAAAAAUUUGCUUAUGCAUUGUUUUCAGUUUCUCUUGGGACGGCUGUAGUACCAGGAGAAAUAUGAAAAACAAAGGUUAUGCAAAAUUUUGGGGGCAAAUAAGUUGCGCUAUUGGAGAUGUGCAACUGGCGUAUUAAGGGGGCCUCGUAAGUCUUUCAUUGGUCCAUACAGGUUGAUGCAUUUAGUGUCAGGAAACCCACAUUUUAUACAAAUUUUAGGUGUAACUAUGCAUGCAAUGCAUAGUUACACCUGGUUAUUGUCCACAUGCAUAACUUAAAAUAUAGACUAUGGAAUGACAGACUUGGUAUGAAACAUAGAUUGUGCUACAGACAGAUCUCAUUUCCUCUUCCACCCAUACCCACUGACGUUUUGCUUGCAGGCUAUUAUUAGUUUACUUUCCAAACACUACGAAACAAAACACUUAACCCUUUAAGUCCCAAUAGUGACCAACAUCAAUUUUCUCCUAACAAUAUCCAUACAAUGUCAAGAGAUUAGGUUAUGAGAAUUAAUAAAUGAUCACCAAAGAGAAAAUGCUUUGAUCUUUUCUCAAAUUCGCUCAACUUAUUCUUUAAAGAAAUUAAUGUAUAGAGAUCAGUUUGGAGAAUUUGCUUGUGGAUAUUGGGGCUUAAAGGGUUAAGAUGCAGUAUACAGCAAGUCUGCAGUCUGUUUGUAAUACUGACCAAUUGCAUUUGCCCAUGCCAUGGGAUUGCAUUUCUUCCUUUUUUUCAGAUGUCUUCUUUAAGUUUACCGUGUUUAAAUGAGCAAGUGGCCAAGAGUAUCCCUUUAACAAAAUAUAAACUUCAAGUAAAACAUAAAAAGCUUGCAAUGGUAAGUGAACCAUUACUUCCAGUGGAAGGUUCAGAUCAACAGGAAAUCAGAACAAGGGAUUUAGAACAAUGUGAUCUUGUUCUGGAUAAGGCUGUUGAAGUUGAUUCUCAGUCGAUUGUUGAGGAGGAGAUUGACCCAAGGUCAUCAUCGCUGGAGUACUGCUUUCUUUGCUCACAAAGUGGACCAGUGAUUAAGGAAGAGGUUUGCCAUAAACAAAAGUUGAAAAGGCAAACCAUAUCUCAAAGUCUGCUAGUUUUAAAGUCUUCAGGAUCAAACAGUGCAAGCACACCUUAUUUACAUGUUAAUUUGUGUGACAAUUUAAUGGGAAGAAAGAGCACUUCAGCUUCUGUUUUAAGCAGUGCUACAUUUAAAGUUCAGCAGCCUGGGCAAAAUGUUAUCAAAGGUCAAAGCAUUUCUUCAUCACUAAGUAAAGUUACUGAAAUGAAUGACAGUUGUGGGCUGAUGUGUCGCAUAUGUCAUGGUGACGGUGAAGAAGAAGAACUUAUCAGGCCUUGCCGAUGUACUGGAACAGUGAAGCACGCCCAUCAAAGCUGUAUAUUACACUGGGUUUCCAAAUCUGGAAAUCAAACCUGUGAGCUGUGUAAUUUUAAAUUUAAAACACGAAAAGAGAGUGUCAAGUGCUUCUGGAAGGUUGGUUAUUUACAAACUUUUUUCCUAAUAUAAAGCCUGGUUUUCAUAUGUUAGGAAAAUCCCAGAUGAUCAGGGAUUUUACUCUUACCCAAUCAUCCCAGAUCUUGCUGACUAAUGAAAACUUGAAAUUUUUCCCAACAUAUAUUAAUCAUGCUUAAAUUACUUAUCGUUAGGGCGUUAGUCUGUAGAACCUCAAUGCUCAAGGUCUUUUUGUUUUGUCUUCAGAUCUUGAGGUUGGGUUUCUAUCCUUGGUCAUAAUAUCAUUUCCUUUUUAGGAAAAGGAAAAUUGGGUCAGCACUGUUUCUCUCUCCAUAGGUAAUAUGACAAAGUGCUGGGGAUAACCGUGGCCCUUAUGGGUCUUGCACCGCUUCAGUGGGGAAGUUAGUCAUUUUAGUCAUUGACUAAAAUAUACGCAAGUGACACCAACAAACUUUCUAGGUCAAAUUGGACUUUGGGAUUUUGAGGGGAGGAGAUAACCAGAGUACCAGUGGGUAAAAAGCUGUUGGAGCAAACAAUGUAACCACCAACAAACUCAACUUACAUAGGGUGGGGACUCAAACCCAGGUCACGUUAGUGUAAUCGGAAGCAAAAUUAGGAAGGAAGCCCACCCUACCAAUUCUGGGGUAUGGCUAAUUAUAUCACCCAGGUAAUGGCAGCCAUUUUGGGCGGGGUUGGUGAUCAUAAGUGAGAUCUUUCAUCAAGGGCUAUGCUAUGCUGAUGAGUCUUAAUGAGGAUGAAACAGCUGUCUAUGGCUGCCACUGCCUGAAUAAUAAGUGGCUGUGUACUUACAUGGUUCCUUGCUGAAUUUUAAGUGGUCUCAGCACUGGGUUAUCCUUGCUCCCCCUAAUUCUGAAGAGAAACUACUGCUUGCUGGCUCGCUGAAUCCGCAAGCGGGCAAGAUGAAGCAAAUUCUGCAUUCUGAUCGGCUACCUGGUGGGCAAGAUUGGCCCAUCCUGCUCACUCAGUAUUUCCCACAUUGGUCCUGUAAGAAAAAUUCUGUUUUUCGCCAUAUAAUAAACCCUGUAUUGACCAAGCUUGUUGGGUCAAGAUGGCUGAAUAUUGGCCAUUAUAUUAUUCAGCCAUCUGGACCUCAUGCUUGGUCAAUGAAGCAUAUUUAUAACCUCCUGAUUAUAUAUCUCUCUAGUGGAGAUUUCCAGAAGUAAGUACCAAAGGAUGGCUGCACAUUGGCCUCUUUAUUGCCUUUGCAACAAUGCUGCUUACUUCCAUUACUUGGAUCAUUUGGUCUCGUGUUAGCAGAACCCCAUCGGCCAUUGCAGAACGGACUACGGAGGAGGUCAAGUUUGCAUAUAUGGUGAAUGGCUUAUUCAUUGCUCUGGCUGUAGGUGGCUUGUAUUUUGACAGCUUGAAACAUUUUAAACAGUACUCAAAACGCUGGACAGCCCUGAAUCGCAAUGUGGUGGUGGAAUGUUACACAUUAGAACAAAACAGCAAGGCGGGCAUGAGGUCGCAACACAGUACUUGCACUCCAAAUCAACUCCCUACACCAGACAUCGCAGCUGAAGAAACUCAAGCUGAACAAGAGAGUUCUCGCGGACAAGAACGUGCAGACUGGGUUUAAAAGAAGAGCCUUUCAGAAGUGAACUAGAACUGUCAAAGGUGCAUUUACCUUAAUGCUCAAAAUGGGCACCUUGGCCUUUCGAGGGUUGUUCAAUGUGAGUGAACUGAGCGGUUUGUCUAACAUUAAGUUACCUUAUCGGAAAUUAAGGCAUUGGAAGUUAAUGCAACACUUAAUUUUAACACAAAAUUUAUGAUAAGUGGCUUUUGAAUAAAGGCAAUUAACACGAAAGGGAGGUUAGCAUUUCAAAAUGAAGGUAAUUAAUGCUAUGUUCAUAAAAGAAACAAAACCUGUUGAGAUAAAAGACAGCUGACUAGAAACAAAGUUAAAUUUAUAAUCCGAAAUGGAAACUUUGUUCGUGUUACUUUCCCUAAACAUACAUAGGGAGCCAAGCAAAGAUAACUGGCCUCUCCAAGGGUUCUUCAAAGUUUCACAGAUACUGGCAGAAUUCUCCAUAAUGAUCCUCUUUCAUGGUGUCAAGAAUAUUAAGUUUCUCAAGAACUUUGGGGGCAAAUUUCAUCAGUCGUUAAUUGCCUAUAACACGGUAUGUUCAUCAUAAUCAAGUCAAACAACCCCUUCGCCAUCUCAUAUGAUCCAUCAAGAUAUUACUGAGGGGUACAUAAGCGAUUGCGACUUCUGGUGAUCAAGUUCACAUCUGUUUAACACAUCACAAUAAUCUUAGAUUGCUGGUAGAGGGGUUGACUUUCAUGUUACAAUACCCAUCUCAGUUUGUGUGUAUUGGACUUAAUUAUGUGGAGGGAAUUGCCUUCCGGAGAUUUAAAGUCUUUGAAAUAAGUUCACUUCUAAUAAACAGUGAUUUUGCUACCUCUGCAUCGUGUGGCCCUGACACAUAAAAAUUUGAGUCCCCAAACACAAAAUAAUUCAUGGCAUUCAUCUCAAGGGAUGCAGAGGUUGAUUGAUUGAUCAAUCUGAAGAUGUUUUUGUAGAAUAUCCUGUUCGUGUGAUUUCGGUAGCUGUUAUUGUGGACGUUGUUUAACCAUGCAUAUUUAUUUUAGUCUUUUUGUGCUUUAAAUGGAAGGGCUAUAAAUUAUUUUAAUUUCAGUAAACUGUACUAAAGAGUUUUGGAGUCUGUCUCUAGAUUAACUGUCUGGUUACAGAAAGACCCUGCAAGCUUUUUUUUUUAUUUUAGGGCUCAUUGUUUUUUGAAUUGCGUGUCACGAUUUUUCACAAGAUGAGUCCCAUGUCUCACUAUAACUAUUUGUAACAAAGUCACUGCUAGUAAUAAAUACCCCGUACCAGGGCUUGAAAAAGGUCCUUUCCAGUCUCAGGGACAAGUUGAUUAUGUUGCUGGGCAAUUCAAGUAACUGUUAAAAUUCGCUUGCCCAAUGGUAAUGGGCAAGGGUCUAAGCAAGUCAUCUUCUAACUUAAUCAUUAACUAAGACAAGCAAGAAGUGGCCACAGGAGAGCUGCUUGCCCAAAGGAGAAGCAGGCAUUCAAGUUUUUUUUCAAGCCCUGAAUGUACAUUAUUUGUACCACAUAUGCAGCCAAUUGGAAUAAAUAAUGUUGUCAUAUAAACUAAGUGACAAAAGAAAAUGUACAUAAGCUAAAGGGGACUAAAUUAGGCACACGUACGUCAGUCUGGGGUUCAAUCUGACGAAGGACAAAAUGUCUCCAUGGUAACUGAUUCACCUUCCCUCAACUCAACAGAUGUCAAAACUGAUUGAAUAUUAUAUUAUGCCUUACUUCAAGGGUGUUUUCUGUUCAGAAUUUUAUUCUCCCCUUCAGUUUGAAAGCAGACAGGUGAAAGAAAUGUGUGAUGCUUAAUUGGAAUUUCCAGGUGACUGGGAAGGGGAU
Messenger RNA from Porites lobata, 7548 nucleotides. Lineage: Eukaryota; Metazoa; Cnidaria; Anthozoa; Scleractinia; Poritidae. The record is from the annotation of a GenBank genome assembly.